Scedosporium apiospermum is the source of this 2682-nucleotide messenger RNA. RefSeq lists its product as uncharacterized. The transcript has 2 exons. The coding region runs from base 1 to 2682 and encodes 893 amino acids. Lineage: Eukaryota; Fungi; Ascomycota; Sordariomycetes; Microascales; Microascaceae. The record is from RefSeq and is a predicted model, not a curated record. Gene Ontology annotation, molecular function: carboxypeptidase activity.
AUGAACGGUCAUCGGGAUCGGGCCUUGGACGCCGAUCCUCCCAUACCGACGUACGACGAAGCCGUCGCCGCGGGGACUUUGUGGAGCCAUGCAGAUGAGAGAUCUGGUGGAGACAACACAGAAUCCCAAUCACUAUUACCAUCACAUAGCAAUGCUGGCCCUUCACGGCAUCACCCUGCGGGGUACAGGCCUCCGACCGUUGAGACAGACGACGAAGAUAGCGAGUGGACGAGCGAAGAAGAAGACGAUGACGAGACCAUACAAGUGCGACGGGAGAUCCAUGAGAUGGAAAUAGAAGAGGCCGAAGAGCGCACGCGAUCAUCGAUCUGGGGUAAACGUAUGCCAUUCUCCUUAUCACUGCCCAAGUGGAGAUGGUCUUGGCGCUUCCGGAUACCACGGCCUCAAAUUCGACUACCUUCAAGACCCGAAGCCAGCGGCGACGGCGAUGUUGAAUCCGGCGAGGGGGAAGGAACGAGGAGAAGGUGGAAUAUACCCAAAGUCGAGCCCUCGGUAGUGUUGCUCUUUAUUGCUCGAAUCCUGGCGCUUUUCGUUGUGAUUGGCUUCUUCUACAUCAUUUUCGUAAGUGACCUCUUGACCGGGGUUGCGAACCGCGUCGGCGCGGGCAUACGACCCAGCAUUGAAGAUCUGAGGAUCUUCCUCCACAAUCAUCUCGACGAAGCGCAUAUGCGCACAUCGGUCAAACACUUCACCAACUACGCCCACGUCGCGGGUACAGAGGGCGAUUACGCCUUGGCGGAGGACGUCCGGGAGAUGUUCAUUCGGGCGGAGCUGGAAGAUGUAACCAUGGACCGGUACCAUGUUUACCUCAACUAUCCGAAGCCUGGUGGUCGUGCCGUGGAGGUUUUGGGAGACGAUGGGAACCCUGUAUUCGCAGCAAAGCUAGAAGAGGAGGAUAUUGCUGGGGUUUCUGCUGGAAGGCAGACGUUUGCUUUCCAUGCUCAUUCCAAGUCUGGCGAUGUCAAGGGUCCGCUCAUCUAUGCAAACUACGGCUCCCGUGAGGACUUUGAUAUGCUCAAGCAGGCCGGCAUCAGCACAGAAGGAGCAAUCGCCCUCGUAAGGUAUUCUGGCACUCAGAAGGACCUUGCACUGAAGGUGAAGGCUGCGGAACUUGCAGGCUUUAUUGGCUGCAUCGUCUACAACGACCCGGCCGAUAACGGGUUUAGGAAGGGCGAUGUAGCGCCCCACGGACGCUUCAUGCCAGCCGACGCCGUUUCGCGCGGCUCCGUUAGUUCCUCGAGGUGGGUCGUCGGUGAUGUUCUCACCCCUGGCCGGUCGAGCACAAAAGAUGCCGAGCGGGUCUCGAAGUCGGAUGCUGCCGCGCUUCCGGGCAUCCCGAGCUUGCCUCUCGCCUCGCGGGACGCCGGGCCUUUGCUCAAGGCCAUCAAGGGCUUUGGCCAGCCCACUUGGCACGCAUGGGUUGGUGGCGUUCCUGACAUCGGUGACUGGUGGACUGGCAACUUGUCAUCCCCAAUCGUCCACCUGAAGAACGAACAGGACGAGAUCGAGAGGCAGGCCGUCUGGAAUGUGUACGGCAGGAUUCAGGGUAUCGAGCAGAAUGAAAAGUCCAUCAUUAUCGGUAACCAUCGGGAUUCUCUAGCCAUCGGUGCUACCAACCCUCACAGCGGUACAUCUGUCAUGAUCGAGCUGGCGCGAGUGUUUGGAGAGUUGCGCUCUCGCGGAUGGAUACCCCUUCGCACCAUCGAGUUCAUGUCGUGGGAUGGAGCGGAGUACAACCUCAUUGGAUCGACGGAAUACGUCGAGCUCAACGAGGAGGACCUCCGCGAAAAUGCCUACGCCUAUAUCAACCUCGACCGUGCCGUCGUGGGUUCCGAGUUCCACGCCUCCGGAUCGCCCGUUUUCAACAAGCUGCUGUUUCGGAUCCUAGACCGUCUAUGGGACCCCGCCUUCAACACGACCCUUCGAGAUGUGUGGAAUAACCGGAACGGCGUGCUUGAGAACCUCGACUGCGAAAGCGAUCACGUCGCCUUCCAAGAUAUCGCCGGCACCAGCUCCGUCGAUCUCUCUUUCCAGGGUCCAGGCUUCCCCGAAUUCACGAGCUACGACAACUUUGACUGGGUCGAGGCUAUCGGCGACCCGGGAUUCACCUACCACCGCAUGAUGGCCGAGAUCGUCGGCCUCAUGGUCCUCGAGCUCUCGGACCGCUACAUUCUCCCCUUUGACAUGGAACACUACGCCAACAAGCUCGGGACGUACGUGAAGGAACUGAAUGUCUGGGCCAAGGGCGUUGCCAGCAAUGCCCCCGGCGACAAGAAGCCUUCGCUCGACCUCGCGCCGCUCAUCGAGGCAGUUAAGCUUGUCAAGGCGAGCGCGCAUGACUUUGCCAUGUGGGAGAUGGAGUGGGAUUCUACAGUGCUUGGUGGUGGGGGGUGGGAGUCGACGUUUAUGAAUGGGCGGAGGAAGGAUUAUAAUAAUCGCAUGGCGCGGUUUGAGUCGGAGCUUUUGGAUCCCGCUGGGAUUCCGGGACGUACCCAAUUCAAACACGUCGUCUUCGGCCCUUCCCGCUGGGAUGACACGACCAAGUCCCAGUUCCCCGCCAUCCGCUCCCUCGUGGAAGACGGCAAGUGGAACGAGGCCAAUGUCCUAGUAGGGCAGACAGCUGCGAUUCUCAUCAAGGCCGCAGAGCAGCUCAAGCUCGGCUGA